This is a messenger RNA of Trichomonas vaginalis G3, 363 nucleotides long. RefSeq lists its product as uncharacterized. Lineage: Eukaryota; Parabasalia; Trichomonadida; Trichomonadidae. The transcript has a single exon. Bases 1 to 363 code for a protein of 120 amino acids. The record is from RefSeq and is a predicted model, not a curated record.
AUGACUGACGUCCCACCAACCGAGUCCAUUCCCAAACCAGAGGAACCUAAAGAACCACAACAGUCUCCUCAGCAACCUCAGUUCCAGCAAGUACCUCCGAAUUACUACCAAUUUCCACCUCAAGGUUACUACCCACCACAAGGCUUCCCGAACUACCCUCCUCAGCCUAUGCCUUACUUCCCCAACCCUUGGUUGUUCCAGCAAGCUCCACCCCAGCAAUUCCAAUUCCAAUUCCAAUCUCAAUCGAAGAGAGACCAAGACUUCGAAGAAGGUCUGAACCGCUUACGCAAAGAGUAUGCUACAGCUCCAAUUGAGAGAAAGUUGUUCCCGGACCAAAAAAUAAUGUUUAGGGUAGAUGGUUAG